AUGUCGGAUGACAACGAAAAAAUCAGUAUCGGAAGUGUGUCUGGCAGUUGGACAGAAAAUGAAAGUCAGUAUAGUUCAACAUGGAGAGAGCUAGAAGCUGUUAAGAGGGUUGUCAAGAACAAAGCAAAGGCAACUUUGAUUAUUCCAGAAUGGAAAUCAUCUCCAUUCUGGCCGAUGUUGUUUGAUGGAUUAAAAUUGCAGUCGUUUGUAAACAGAGCAGUACAAGAUAGUGGUGUCCCUUUGACAAGUAAACUGGGAAACCUUAGCAACCACAUGUCAAAUUUUCAGCGAUGGAAGAAGUUUAUCAGCGAUCAUAGUUACAGUGAAAUUCCAGCAAAACCUGUGCGUGUUGCGUUAUAUAUAACCCAUUUAUUGGAUAAUGGUGCAUCUUAUUCCACCGUGAAUUCUACAAUUUAUUCGAUCAAAUGGAUGCACAGUUUAUGCGGUUUGGAUGAUCCCACAGAAAAUUCGUUUGUAAAAUCACUUCAAGAAUCGGCAAAAAGAUUAGCUGCAAAACCUGUGCGUAGGAAAGAUCCCAUCGACAACGAUAUGUUGCAGAGUUUAUGUUCAUUGCAUAAAGACACAGACGAUGUUUUAAUUUUAAGAAAUUUAGCAAUGAUACUGUUAGGAUUUGCAGGGUUUUUGAGAUUCGACGAGAUUAGCUCUUUAAAAUGUAGCAAUAUUUUGGUUGGAGAUGAUUAUUUAAAGCUUUUUAUUGAAAAAAGUAAAAAUGAUCAGUUGAGAGAAGGUAACGAAGUGUUAAUAGCUAAGGAUGUUAUAUGCGCUUGUCCAUACAAUAUGUUUUUGCGUUAUGUAUAUGCAGCAAAUAUUAAUUUGUUGUCUUCCGAUUUUAUUUUUAAGCCAGUGUUCAGAAGCAAAGGUGUUGCAAAGUUGAUAAAUAAAAAUAAACCCAUUAGUUACACAGCAGCAAAAGAAAACAUUGUAAGUAUGUUGAAAUCUGUGGCUCCGAAUUUAAAUAUUGGAAUUCACUCACUUAGGUCAGGUGGUGCUUCUGUUGCAGCCAAUUCAAAUGUUGACGAAAGAUGUAUACAAAGACACGGUCGUUGGAAAUGUGUUUCAAGAAGAAAUGCAAACACAGCACACAAAAAAGAACAUCCUAAUGUGGCAUAUCGAUUAAACUUUCACAAAAAAGAACAUCCUAAUGUGGCAUGUCGAUUAAACUUUCAAAACUGCACUGAUUUCAAUUAUCAUAUUGAUGAGCGUUUUCAAGAGAAUGUUCCUCUCACACUGGACGAAGAAGAGAAAUUGAAUGUACAAAAAUUUUGA
Molecule: messenger RNA, 1287 nt
Organism: Saccostrea echinata
Lineage: Eukaryota; Metazoa; Mollusca; Bivalvia; Ostreida; Ostreidae
Product: integrase/recombinase xerD homolog
Exons: 5
Coding region: 1-1287 (428 amino acids)
Biological process (GO): DNA recombination; DNA integration
Molecular function (GO): DNA binding
Source: RefSeq, a predicted model, not a curated record